Molecule: messenger RNA, 8192 nt
Organism: Petromyzon marinus (sea lamprey)
Lineage: Eukaryota; Metazoa; Chordata; Hyperoartia; Petromyzontiformes; Petromyzontidae
Source: RefSeq, a predicted model, not a curated record
UCCCCACCCCCCGCCCCCCUCCGACUGCCACUCAAACCACAACCACCACAGUCCUGGGCAGCGUCGCUCGCAGAGGCGGCGGGGCCACGGAGAGAGAAGGGACGAGGAGGAAAGAAGACGAGGAGGAGGGAUCUAGAAGAUAUUUGAGAAGAUUGCGAGGAGGAGAAAAGCAGACGAAGUUUGUGUUUAAAGACGAGAGAGAGAGAGAGAGCAGCACGGCCGGGAUGGUUUCCCGCUCGCUGGGCCUCGCGGUGCGGCUGCUACUCGUGGCGUGCGUGCCCACAGCGGACGGACUACUCGGGCGAGGAGCAUCAGCACAGGCCGAGGGAGUACUCGAGACUUGGCCGCUACGGGAAGGAGGGGGAAUACUCGAGGCGAUGUCUGCCCAGAAAAUUUCUCUCUCCACGCACAGAAGUGCGGGAUGCAGCCGAGAGAGCAGCAGACCCAUCCGGUUUGAGCCGCCCAUGCUGGAUUUUCACGAACAGCCGGUGGGCAUGCCGAAGAUGGAGACCGUUUUCCUGCACAACCCCAGCGCAGAGGAGACGAUAACGUUAUUAUCAAUAUCGGCGACCACGUCACAUUUCCACGCAUCCUUUUUUCAAAAUCGGGUAAUUCCGCCCGGAGGAAACACAUCCUUCGAGGUGGUGUUCCUGGCGCGGGUCGUGGGGAACGUGGAAAACACACUUUUUAUAAACACGUCCCGCCACGGGGUCUUCACCUACCAGGUGUUUGGCGUGGGUAUCCCCAACCCGUACCGGCUGCGCCCGUUUGUUGGGGCGAGAGUCCCCGUCAACAGCAGCUUUUCGCCGCUCAUAAACAUCCACAACCCGCACAGCGAGCCGCUGCAGGUGGUGGAAAUUUACUCCAGCGGAGGGGACCUUCACCUAGAACUUCCAACGGGUCAGGCAGAAGGCCCCAAAAAAUUAUGGGAGAUCCCGCCGUUCGAAACCAAAGCGGUGAUGCGGGCGAGCUUCGUGUCACGCGAGGCCGACAACCACACGGCGUUCAUCCGAAUCCGCACCAACGGCAGCGAGCCGCACCAGUACCUCAUCCUGCCUGUGGAGGUGGAGGUCACCACAGUGCCAGGAAUAUAUUCAUCAAUAGAGAUGUUAGAUUUUGGUACAUUAAGAACACAAGAUACUCCAAAAACAUUAAAUUUGUAUUUAUUAAAUUCGGGAAGUAAAGACGUACCAAUCACAAGCGUUAAAUUAUCACCACCCAAUGACGCGGUGUCCGUGGAAUUCAAGCCCAUAACGCUGAAAGCGCAAGAAAGAAAAUACGCAAAAGUGGCUAGUGUUACAUACGAUCCCUCAAAGGUCAAGAGGCCACUGCAGUCAUCGGGAAAAAUUGUCGUGAAAGCAAAAGAAAAAUCGUACCCAAAGCUGGAAAUAGUUUAUCAAGCAGAGGUGCUAGAAGGGUACCUGGGCUACGACCAGGCGGCCACUCUGUUCCACGUGAGGGAGGGUGAGAUGGAGCCGUCGGAGCGGCCCGUGUGGCUCACAAACACCUUCAACUUCUCCAUCAUCCUGCACAAUGUGUCGCUGCCUGCCGACGUUCUGCACAUGCUGCAGGUGAAGAAUUUCAGCCGGGCGGUGCUGCUACGACCCCAGGAGAGCUGCUACGCCUUCUCGCUUGCGUUCACGCCGGCGCCGCUCGACCCUCUGGGCGCAGUCCCCGCCGGGCUCGCCACUAACGUCGUGCUCGCGACCAAUGCCUCGCACUUCCAGCUGCCCGUGCAGGCCUACACAGGCUUCCUCAGCCAUGUGGUGCUGCCCCCGAGCCUGCAGGAGAGCCAGCUGGAGUUCGGGGUGCUGGGGGCGGCCGACACGGUGCGAGCCACCGUGCUCAUCCUCAACAGCAACCCCAUAGAGCUGGAGCUGAAGGGCUGGCAGGUGAUCGGGGAGGGCCUGACUGCCGAGCUGCUCGGGGUGGAGCGUGGCAACCGCACCACAGCGCAGGCCGCACCAGACCUCGAGAACCGGCAGCCCGAGCCACACCAGAGACCGGUCACGCUGCCGCCGGGCCACUACGCGGCGCUGAGGGUGACGCUGAGCGGCGCGGGUCGGGAGGGAACGGUGGAGGGAGCGCUGCAGGUCUCCACCGCGUACGAGAUUUUGACGAUCCCCGUCAUGGCAGUCAUUGCUGUGGGCUCGCUCAGCAGCCUCCCCUCCCACGUGCAUCUGCAAGCCUCAUUCCCGGGCAAGGUGGUGCAGCAGUCCGUGUGGGUGGCGAGCUCGUUCUCGCGUGCCGUCCGCGUGGAGGCCGUGCGCCCCCUCGGCACCGACUCCCGUUUCUACUUCCGCCGCGCCGAGGACGGCCCGGAGGAGCUCGAGCCGGGGCAGAAGACCAAGAUCGGGAAUAUUUAUUUUAAUGCAAGCGCAGCUUGUGAUACGGACUGUUACGUUGGAGCGGGCGUGCGGUGGCAGGACAACCUGAAGAAGGAGCCGGCAGACACUGACUCUAAGCUCUUCCGCGAGCUUCAACGCCGCUGGGCGUCCAUGCGUGAGCGAGGGCUGCACAGGCUGGAGGCGGGCUUCGAGGUGGACACCGACCUGUACAAGCAGGUGCCGGUGAGGGUGGUGGCACAGCUCACGUGGCCCUCGCUCGUCAACACGUCCGGCAGGCCGCUCACCUUCCCGCUCACCAAUCGCAACACCAGCUCCGUGGAGGAGCUGAUUUUAGAGAAUCUGGCCGACGUGCCGGUCGUGUGCCAGGUGUUCCCCGUGCGCUGGUACCCAAGUCCUGGCACGGCCGUACGGCUGCUGUCUGAGCGGCUAAACCUCGAAAAAUACAACGUAAAUGAAACCUCAGGAGUUUUCUCAGUGAUUUCAGAUAUAACACAGCCGGGGGCGUCCGGCGGUUCGCCCCUGGUGCGGGUGGAGCUGGGCCCCGGGGAGCGCCGCACGAUCGGCGUUCGCUUCACGCCGACCAGCAACCGCACCGAGACCACGCUGAUCCUCAUCAGGAAUAACCUGACGGUGUUGGACGGCGUCGUGGUGUCGGGUCGCGGCGUCAACGAGGCACUCCGUCUCGCCGGCCGCCCCCCAGGCCCCAAUGCCUCCCUCCGAUUCAAGGUCACUGAGGCGGUGCUCAGGGACUGCACUGACAAGUCUCGGCCGAAGCAGCCGACGUUCACGCUGAUGCGCACGUUCCGCGUGGAGAACGUGGGGCCGCUGCCGCUGCACGUGGCAGCGCCCGAGGUGAGCGGCCUCCGCUGCGAGGGCUACGGCUUCCGCGUCGUCGACUGCUCCGUCUUCGUACUGGAGCCCAACGCGACGCGUGACAUCGUCAUCGCGUUCACGCCGGACUUCACGGCGUCACGCGUCAUCCGGGAGCUGCGGCUGCGAACGGUGCGCGGCUCCGAGUUUACCUUCGUGCUCAACGCCUCGUUGCCUUACCACAUGCUGGCCACGUGCGCCGAGGCCCUGCCACGGCCGAGCUGGGAGGCCUUCCUCUACGCCGCCGUCCUGGGCCUUGUCGUCGUGACGCUGCCGUGCGUGCUGGUCGUGGCCUUCAUGGACGCCCAGGAGCAGUGGCGCCAGUUCCGUGAGCAGCAGCAGGCGGAGGCGGAGCAAAGCCUGUGCGAGGGCCUCACCGAUCGACCGUUCGACCUCCGCAAGAUCGGCGCCUCCCUCAUGCAGGAGCACAGCAUGCUGGCACAAGAGAGCGCCGCUCCUGGAAGGGGGCGAGGGCUCCCGUCCACAAGCAGCGUCGCCACGCAGAGAAACUCCGCAUCCAGGCAGCACCAGCACCACCACAGCCAGCACCACCACCAGCAGCAUGGCACCGACAACCACCAGACCCGCGGCGGCACGCUCGGCGGGCAGCAGACGGGCUUUGGCAGUGCCAGGGGCAGCCCCGGCAGCGCUGGCGCCUCCAGGGGCAGCUCAGGUUCCGGCUCGUCCACGUCCAUGGCGCCGCCACCGCAUAGAAGCGGGAAUGGUGGCGGCUCGGAGUACGGGACUGCGGGAAAUACCGCUCCGCAGGGGCCAUCCGGGAAAAAACAGCGCAAUGCCAAAGUUCAGAACAGUGGUGGCGGUGGCGGCGGCGGCGGCGGCAGCAACGGCAGCAACAGCAAUCACCACAGUCAUCAGCAGCAGACGAAUCAGCUGCCGCACACGACACAGCAGAUGCGGAACCAGCCGAGCCCCGUGCCAGAGACGCUCACGCACCAGUGCGGCACGCAGACGCCGGAAAAAGACGAGCGGGCGCUGGACAUUCAAGCGGCGCAACUCGGGACGUUUUCAGACGAUGUCGCGGACUCGGGCUACGAGAGGAAGGGUUCGAUGGAUGCGGGGAGAUUGGAUGAGCCGGAGCCGGAGGUGGUGGAGGCGGAGGCACUGGAGGAGGAGGAAGAGGAGGAGGAGGAAAGGGGCGAGCGCGAGGGAUCGGAGCAAUCGACGACGGUGACUACGGCGAUGGAGGCGCUCGUGGGCGAGAUGGACGGAGAUGAACCGUCGCACUCCAAGCGCAGCAGCCGAGGAAAGAAGACGGUCCAGCGCAAGGUGGCCAAGCUGCAGAAGCGACGCGAGGACCGCGAGCGGCGCGUUGCCGGGCGAGGCGACGACGACGACUCGUCGUCCACGACCACCGAGGCCUCCAACCCCGACCUGGAGCCACCGCACCCCCACAAGGCCUCCGAACAGCUGCUCAAGCCAAGGAGCCAGGUCUCUCCUCCAGCACGUAAACUUAGCGCAGACGGCGGCUACGGUAGCAGGGCCAGCGGUGCCGGGGGGGGGGUGUCCAUCGCGGCGAUGACGGCGGCGGUGACGGCGGCGGUGACGGCGGCGGCGGCGGUGGCUGCCACAAGUGGUGGCGGCCCCAGGAAGAAUAAUGGCGGCUCUCGGCGCGACCCCUAUGCUGACCUGCGGGAGCCCAGCUCCCUGGAGCUGCCCUACACGACGCAGUUUGAGCAGCGGCAGCGCAGGAAGGACUCGUCGGGAUUCUCCGGCAAGCCAGCCAGUGGCUCCUCCCUCAAGGCCGACGUGAACCCUCGCAACAGCAAGCAUGGCAGCUUCACCAAACAGCGCGGCAAAGGAAGCGGCGGUCCGAUGGGUGCCCGCGGCAGCUUUGGCCUGAGCACGGUGGGCACAGACAGAGGUGGUGGUGGCGGCAAUGGCAGCGGUGGUGGCAAGACCUCCCCGGCGUUCGCGUCGGACCCAGAGAGCAGCGGCACGGCGAGCCGGACCAACAGCAGUUCGGAGGGGGAGAAGGACCAUUCCCCUCCACCCGAGUGGGACCUCCCAUCCAUGGCGGGCAAAGCCAGCAGCUCCACGGACAGCCUUCACCAGCUCUCCCUGCAAACGCUCAACGCCGAACCGCUUCUCAACAGGCAUUCUCGCGGGUCGCCCGUAUCGGGUCCUUCCUCGCCAGCACCAACUCAGCAGGGGGCCAGUUACAGCAGCGUUGUCGCGAGCAACGGUGACGUCGGAAUGAAGCCAAAUGGCAGCGCCGGGCACGCUGUGAAGGGGAAGUUGACGAAAGCUACUUCACUUCCUGGGAGGAACGGAAACCCCACGUUUGCCGCUGUUGCUGCUGGACACGAGAAGAUGAUUGCAGCUCCACUGGCUGACCCCAGGAAGGCGGUGCUGGAGAAGUCCAACUCCACUGGCAGCCUGAUGCUGGAGGAGCCCUGUGGCUUGGUAGAGCCUACCGUUCCCAGGGAUGAGGUGCUGGCCAGCAGUGUGAACGCGUACAGGGCCAGUGUGUUCACUCAGUCGCCCCCUUACACUCCGCCGCUCACCUUCUCCGCCUUUGGACCUUCCAACUCCUUCGACCUCAGCGGAGUGUUGGGCCGCUCUCGCUCCGGAUCGGGCCCCCAAAGCUCCGUGGGCAGCAUCGGCAGCGGCCUGGCCGUAUGGGCCGCCAACUACAACUGCGGCCCGUCCGGCGGCGAUGGGAGCUCCCCGCCGGCCUCGGUGGCUCCCCCAGCCGUCAUGUCCGCCCCCCCGUGCUCGGCCCCGUCCUCGCGAUGCUCGUCGGCCUCUCCGUGGAGCGUCCUGCUGACCGACUCGCGUCCCUCCCAGGGGCUGUGGUCAACUGGGCCUUCCUCGCCCACCAGCCCCACCAGCUCGCCACUGCUGAUGGGCGCAUCCAACAACAUGUGGACUCACCCUUUCGGCUCCAUCUGGUCGACUCCGGGCGACACCGGCCUCACGCUCAGCGUUUCCACCGCGCCUGGCCACCACCACCACCACCCGACGUCGCCCUCGUCUCACCCGUCCGCCGUGGCCCCACCGCCGCCCGGCUCCGCCCUCCCGCUGUCGCUGCAGGCCUCCUCCUCGUCAAACUCCUCGUCGUCGUCAAACUCCUCGUCGUCCUCCUCUCCGUUCGCCGGCCACCCUGGCUGCCAGUCGGGCAUCGUGGGUCGCGGCGCCGGCGAUCGCCUGGUUCCGGCGCCGCACCCCGCUCACGGCGAUGCGGCGCUGGCGCCGUUCAACCCGUUUGGGUGCAGUGGCCUGGAUAACAUCUGGAGGCCCGGCCCUCCUCCUCCAGCCGCUCAGCGCCGCUCCCCGUGGGAGCUUCCCGACGCCUGACCGAUAUUUCACCGUGUCCAUGAGCACUUUAACGAGCAUCGUCGUGGAAACCGAUCACGAAUUGUGGGGGGGGGGGGGGGGGGGGGGGGGUUUUGGGUUGUUUUUUUUUUUUAAAGGUGUUUCAGAGUGAUUAAGGGAAAUUGUUACAUUGUGUUGAAAUGGAAAUCCCGCUAGAUUUCCAAAAACAAAGUUUGUUUAUUUUAUUUUUACCUUUUGGAUGUUAAGUAAAAUGAAAUCCGACAGUUGAAAGGUAUUUUGUUGUUUUUAAACUUAUUUGAAUAUUUCACUUUGCAAGAAGGACAAACAUCUUGAGCAAAUUUAACAUAUAAUAGCAUAGGAAGGUAACAUGACACAGGAAGCUUAACAGCAUGUCAACUUAAAGAUGUUGACAUGACAGAAAUGUGAUUAUACAUGAGUAUGCCCAAAACACUCGCUUAUCUCUAACCCGCAGCUAAAUAAUACCUCAGGGUUUAUGGUUGGAAGUAUAUUUGGUUUGUGAUCGGUUGCCAUGACGAUAGGCUGUUAAUGACACACACGACGACGAUGAUUUCUGCUAACUGCUCUUUUUCUCAUCUUGCUCUCUUCCCUGCUCUGUCAGCUUCACCUGCCGACCUCUGCACUGCUGCACCCCCUGGCCUUGAUCUCUGAUGAGACGAUAGAUUUAUCAAACGCCUAAUUAUUCCGGAAUAAAUGAGAGAAAACAAAAGCAAACAACACCGCAACGCACCUAACGCCAAAUACUUGUUGAUGAGAUUAUGCGACGAAACGGGAGUAAAAAGCAUUUGGUGGUGCAGAUUCAGAUGUAGACCAGUUCUAGUCAGGGUGUUUGGAACUGUGGUGACAUGGUUUACAAGAACCCGGCUUCUGUCUGCCCGCUCGAGUUGGCAUUGUUGAGCGGGUGGUGACGAGAGAGGUACGGCACACACAUUAUUUUUUAUUCUUAUUGUUAUUAUUAUGCCACAUCUGUGAGAGGCAAUUGACGUGACUAAGCCAUCAGACCGUCGGAGACACCUUUCAGUAUUACGCUGUCCGGGAACUGACAUCGAGGAGGGGGAAAGAUGUUAUUCUCAAUUAUUUCACGGUUCUCUCGUUUUUAAAUCAACGCUGAGCUGGUGAAAGCGAAAGUGAUGUCGAUGUUGGUAAUAAAUAACAUCCCUUAUUUUUUACAUAAAUAACAAUGCAGCAUAAGGAUACAAGCAUAAUUGGAAUUAAAUGUUUCCAAAGUUUAGCAGUUCCCAAGUUCGUAGAGGUGGUCGUAAUUUCCUCAUGAGUUCCCUCACGAAAACGGGAAAUUGAUUUAUGGUUGCCCUGUUCAGAUGCAAGAUGACACCACCACCGCUUUCGAAAAUUUGGGGCUGUGGCUCAAGCAGGGCUCUUUAAAAAAGAAAUUUGAAAUAAAGUUAAUGUGUUGAUGACAUCUUUAAGAAACAAGGCAAAAGUUGUAACAAACGCCAACAUUUUGGGUAAUGAUGCGUCUUGUUUUGGAAGAGGGAGGCGUGCCGCAAAGCUUCACGAUGGCAAGGCCUUCCCUUUGCGUUCCAUCGCCAAGCACAAAAUGGCAUUCGACUUUCCCGCCAUUUUUUUUGUCGAAUUACUUUCUUUGGGUUGCACUUCUCUUCUUUUUUUGAAAAUAAACCUUUUUCCAAAAAAUGAAAA